Molecule: messenger RNA, 2439 nt
Organism: Neofelis nebulosa (Clouded leopard)
Lineage: Eukaryota; Metazoa; Chordata; Mammalia; Carnivora; Felidae
Gene: SDSL
Product: serine dehydratase like
Exons: 9
Coding region: 1303-2292 (329 amino acids)
Biological process (GO): L-threonine catabolic process; L-serine catabolic process
Molecular function (GO): threonine deaminase activity; L-serine ammonia-lyase activity
Source: RefSeq, a predicted model, not a curated record
GCUGUGUGUGCAUGUGCGCGUAGGAUAGUCUGGAAGGUUCUGGAGCAAAGUCCAUGAUGAGUGGACACAAACUGAGAGGGUACGGGUGCGAAACCUUCCCAGGAACGCUCAUUUAACUCGGGGUGCUCUGUGGUCUGGACUGCCUUGGAAAAGAAGGCGGGGUGCCGGGGACUCUGAUGGCUGGGGAGCAGGCCCUUCUUGCCAGAGGGGCUUCCUGCCAGGCAAAGCUUCCCGGCGCUCGUCCCAGGGAUUUGGCUAUGCCACCCAGGUGGCCUCUGGGAAAGCCUGAGGGACAAAGGAGGCAGAAACAGCAGAUGACUGUUACCCUAAUUCAUAGAUGUGGCAGGUGAGGCCCAGUGAGGAAGAGGGACGUGGCCAAAGUCGUGCUUGCUGGGACCUGAACCCAAGCCCCGGGCUUCCCACUGCAUUGCCCCACAGCCGAGAGGGCCCGGGGCUCCCACCUCAGCCCCAGUGGUUGCCACAUUUGGUCAGAGCCAUGCGUCCCUAGGCCAAGGUCUCACCUUGGCCCCAGACCUCAGUCUGGGAGGCCUGUGUCCUUAUGGGCAUCUGGGCCUGAUAAGGCUGUUGACGGUUUGAGGCUUGUCCAUUUGACUGAUGCUUGCCGUCCUUCGGUGGGCCGAUAGUGUAACUGACAGCACUAGGCGGGCCUGGGAACUGAGCCAGGAGCAUUUGGCGCCUAAGGACAACUGGCGAUUAGUAUGAAAUGCUCACAACCCUAACCGUCCCCAUCGUCGCCAUCUAAUAGAGAAAGCAUGGCACCGUGUUAAGAACACAGAUGCCCAAGUGCCCUGCCUGAGUCUGAAGCCUGGCCUUGCCAUUUCCAGCUGUGUGACUUUGGGUCGAUAACCUAACCUCUUUGGGCCUCAGUCUCGUUGUCUGUACCACGGAGCUAGGGGGUGAACCUACCUCGGGGUUGUUGCGAUGAUUAUAUACGACGGCAUAUAAGGUUCCCGGCACGGUGCCUGGCUGGCAAUGGGUUCUUCUCUUUCAGACUCCCUAGGUGUGUGUCUUCCUCCUAGCGACUUUCACCAUUUCCGAUUAUUUUGUUUGUCUAUACAGUUAUUUGUUGAUCGCCGAUCUCCCCCAUCAGCUCCAAGAGUAGAUGUCUGUCCUGCUCACCGUGGUCUCCCCAGUUCCUAGGUCAGGGCCUGCACCUCGUGGGUGCCCUACAGACAUACUACAGUGAGGCUAGAAUGUGAGCUCUGGCCAAGCAGGGGCUGCUUCUGACUUGGGCACUCCUGGGUCGCCAAACCUGGAACUGCCUGGCACAUAGCUGCUGGAAUGGAGAGCCCCCUGGCAGACCGUGCUCAGGGUGGGCAUUUCCAUGUGGUCACUCCUCUGCUGGAGAGCCGGGCACUAUCCCAGGUGGCAGGCACGACCGUCUUCCUCAAGUGGGAGAACGUGCAGCCGGCCGGCUCCUUCAAGAUCCGGGGCAUUGGGCAUUUCUGCCAGGAGGCGGUCAAGAAGGGAUGCAGACACUUGGUGUGCUCCUCAGGGGGCAACGCAGGCUUUGCUGCUGCUUAUGCCGCUCGGAAGCUGGGCGUCCCUGCCACCAUUGUGCUCCCUGAGGGCACCUCCCUGCACGUGGUGAGGAGGCUGCAGGGGGAGGGGGCUGAAGUCCAGCUGGCUGGAAAGGUCUGGGACGAGGCCAGUCUGAAGGCGCGAGAGUUGGCCAAGAGGGACGGUUGGGUGAACGUCCCUCCGUUUGACCACCCCCUGAUCUGGGAAGGCCAUGCCAGCCUGGUGCGAGAGCUGAAGGCAGCACUGGGGACCCCACCGGGGGCCCUGGUGCUGGCAGUAGGCGGUGGAGGGCUCCUAGCUGGCGUGGCAGCUGGCCUCAUAGAGGUGGGCUGGCAACGUGUGCCCAUCAUCACAGCAGAGACCCAAGGGGCACACUGUUUCAAUGCAGCCAUCAAGGCAGGCAAGCUAGUCACACUGCCAGACAUCACCAGUGUGGCCAAGAGCCUGGGUGCCAAGACUGUGGCCAGGAGGGCCCUGGAGUGCACGAAGGAGCUGGAGAUCUUCUCUGAGGUAGUGGACGAUGCCCAGGCCGUGAGUGCUGUGCAGAAGUUCCUGGACGACGAGCGCAUGUUGGUGGAGCCUGCCUGCGGGGCAGCUCUGGCUGUCAUCUACUCAGGCCUCCUGGGGAGGCUCCAGGCUGAGGGCCGCCUGAGCUCCUCCCUGGCCUCGGUCGUGGUCAUUGUGUGUGGAGGCAACAACAUCAACAGUCAAGAGCUGCAGGCCCUGAAAGCCCAGCUGGGUCAGAGCUGAGGGCCCCUCCUCCGGACGGACACACCCGCAGGUGGCCGAGGGGCCUCUGGGCUCGUGGAUGGCGCAGCCGCCUCCUACAGGAAGCCCUCCUGCUCCCUGUGACUCCCCGCAGCCCUGGCCAAUAAACCCUUUCUGAGUCGAAUUUGU